UGACCAUGUACCUACUGUACACGACAAUUUCGCUUACAUUCAUUUGGACCUUCACCGACCUGUUCAUCAUGCUGGUGGCCUCCGGUAUAGCGUGCCGCUUCGGCCAGCUAAACAAACGCAUCAACAGCAACCUACAAAACGGCUCCGAAGCAUUCUGGGGCGAAAUGCGAACACACUUUGUCGGGCUGAUCGAGCUGGUCGAGCGGACGAAUCGAAUUGUCGGCCCAUUGUUGAUCGCUUCCUGCGCAAACGAUAUGUACUUUCUCUGCCUGCAGACUCUGAACGCGCUGGAAGAUAAACCGUUUGACAUCAACGAUUGGUACUUUCGAUACUCGUUCACCUUUCUGAUAUUACGCACCUCCGUGAAGCUAUGGUUUGCAGCGGACGUGGACGAAAAGUCGGUGCGAACGCACAAACUGGUGCAAAAGAUACGCAGUGAGCACUACAACGAUGAGCUGGAAAUAUUGCGCAUUUGCUCGAGCGGUGGUGUAUCCAUCUCCGGAAUGGGAUUUUUUACUAUUACCCGCAGAAUAUUUCUUACCGUAAGUGAGUGUUUGUUUGGGGUGAAGUGUCAAAGGUAAUCGUUGGUUCCUUCAUCCACAGAUGGCUGGAUCUAUCUUGACGUACGAGCUGGUGUUGAUGCGAUU
This is a messenger RNA of Anopheles merus, 647 nucleotides long. RefSeq names its product gustatory receptor for sugar taste 64a-like. Bases 6 to 581 code for a protein of 191 amino acids. The record is from RefSeq and is a predicted model, not a curated record. The transcript has 3 exons. Gene Ontology annotation, biological process: detection of chemical stimulus involved in sensory perception of taste; sensory perception of sweet taste. NCBI's taxonomy places the organism in Eukaryota, Metazoa, Arthropoda, Insecta, Diptera, Culicidae. Gene Ontology annotation, molecular function: sweet taste receptor activity. Gene Ontology annotation, cellular component: membrane.